Melospiza georgiana is the source of this 3997-nucleotide messenger RNA. It is a transcript of the gene ATP8B1, whose product is annotated as ATPase phospholipid transporting 8B1. Gene Ontology annotation, molecular function: ATP hydrolysis activity; magnesium ion binding; ATPase-coupled intramembrane lipid carrier activity. The transcript has 29 exons. The coding region runs from base 227 to 3997 and encodes 1256 amino acids. The record is from RefSeq and is a predicted model, not a curated record. NCBI's taxonomy places the organism in Eukaryota, Metazoa, Chordata, Aves, Passeriformes, Passerellidae. Gene Ontology annotation, biological process: Golgi organization; phospholipid translocation. Gene Ontology annotation, cellular component: plasma membrane.
UCGGCGUCCCCCUCGCUCCCACCCGCGGGAUGUGCGGCCGGUGACGGUCCAACUUAGCGCGGAGUCCCUCCGGUGUGAAGUGUAGAGAAAGCGCAGGAGUUUGCUGGAAGAUGGAGCCUGAUUUGAAGAUGAACACAGGGGAUCCUCUGUGAGUGGCCAGUGCCAGCGUCUGUGAUGCAGUCUGGGCUUCAGUCACACACUCCACUGGAUAAAGGGUGCUAGCAGCAUGAUCUCAGAAAGGGACUCGGAGACCACCUUCGAGGAGGAUUCCCAGCCCAACGAUGACGUGGUGCCAUACAGCGACGACGAAACGGAGGACGAGCUGGACAGCCGGCAGCCUGGGGCUGAACUGGGACCCAGCCCAACCAACAGGGACCCCGAGGAGAGCAGAGAGCCUGGCAAAAAAGACUGCAGCUGGCAAGUUAAAGCAAACGACCAGCGUUUCUAUGACCAGCCGGGCUUCAAGAGAACAAUCUUCCUGUGCUUCAAGAAAAGCAAAUAUGCGGGAAAUGCAAUUAAGACAUACAAGUACAACCCCAUCACUUUUCUACCUCUGAAUCUGUUUGAACAGUUCAAGAGAGCAGCCAACUUCUAUUUCCUGAUUCUUCUCAUUUUGCAGGCGAUUCCUGAAAUAAGUACCCUGUCAUGGUACACAACUCUGGUGCCCUUGCUCCUGGUGCUGGGAAUAACUGCAGUCAAAGACCUGGUGGAUGACAUUGCUCGUCACAGGAUGGACAACGAGGUCAAUAACAGGACAUGUGAUGUCAUCAAGGAUGGAAGGUUCAAAGCCACUAAAUGGAAAGAUAUUAAAGUUGGCGAUGUUGUUCGUCUGAAGAAAAAUACUUUUGUUCCUGCUGAUAUUUUGCUGCUGUCCAGCUCAGAACCAAACAGUCUGUGCUAUGUGGAGACAACUGAACUGGAUGGUGAGACUAACUUAAAAUUCAAAAUGGCCCUAGAGGUGACACACAGACACCUUCAGGAAGAAAGUGCCCUGGCAGACUUUGAUGGUCUGGUUGAAUGUGAAGAACCCAAUAACCGGCUGGAUAAGUUUACAGGAAUGUUAUCCUGGAGAGACUCAGUUUAUCCCCUGGAUGCAGAUAAGAUUUUGUUGCGUGGCUGUAAGAUCAGGAACACAGACUUCUGCCAUGGAAUGGUCAUAUUUGCAGGUGCUGACACAAAAAUAAUGAGAAAUAGUGGAAAGACAAGAUUUAAAAGGACAAAAAUUGACUCCCUUAUGAACUACAUGGUUUAUACUAUCAUCGUGGUCCUUAUCCUGUGUUCGGCGGGGCUGGCCAUCGGCCACACCUACUGGGAGCAGCAGAUUGGCAACUCCUCCUGGUACCUGCACGAUGCUCAGGACUCCAGCCCUGCCUACCGGGGCUUCCUCACCUUCUGGGGAUACAUCAUUGUCCUCAACACCAUGGUGCCCAUCUCCCUCUACGUGAGUGUGGAAGUGAUUCGCUUUGGCCAGAGCUAUUUCAUCAACUGGGACCUGCAGAUGUACUACCCCGAGAAGGACACGGCUGCCAAGGCCAGGACCACCACGCUGAACGAGCAGCUGGGCCAAAUCCAGUACAUCUUCUCUGACAAGACUGGAACCCUCACACAGAACAUCAUGACCUUUAAAAAGUGCUGCAUAAACGGGCAAAGAUAUGGGGACUGCCGGGAUGCAGCAGGGCAGCUCCAGAGCCACGCAGAGCAAGUUGAUUUCAGCUGGAAUGCGUACGCAGAUGGAAAGUUCUUAUUCUACGAUCACUAUCUGAUAGAGCAAAUAAAGGCUGGAAAGGACCCAGAAAUCCAGAAGUUCUUUUUUCUGCUUGCUAUUUGUCACACAGUCAUGGCUGACACUUCUGAUGGCCAGCUCCACUACCAGGCAGCGUCCCCGGACGAGGGGGCCCUGGUGACGGCCGCGCGCAACUUCGGGUACGUGUUCCUGUCCCGGACGCAGAACACCAUCACCAUCAGUGAGAUGGGCGUCCAGAGGACCUACGAUGUCCUGGCCAUCCUGGAUUUCAACAGCGACAGGAAGAGGAUGUCUGUCAUUGUAAGAGAGUCCGGUGGCAAUAUCAGGCUGUAUUGCAAAGGGGCUGAUACGGUGAUUUACGAGCGGCUGCACCCCUGCAAUGUCAAGAGAGAAGCCACCGAAGAGGCCCUUGAUGUCUUUGCAAAUGAAACUCUCAGGACACUCUGCCUGUGCUAUAGAGACAUAAGCCAGGAUGAAUUUGAAGUGUGGAAUAAAAAGUUUCUGGAGGCCAGUUUAGCUACAAGUCACCGGGAUGAAGCUCUGGACAAAGUGUAUGAGGAAAUAGAAAAAAACUUGAUUCUGCUUGGUGCAACAGCUAUUGAAGAUAAACUACAGGAUGGAGUUCCAGAAACUAUCUCCAGACUCUCCAAAGCAGACAUUAAAAUCUGGGUGCUUACUGGUGACAAAAAAGAAACUGCAGAAAAUAUUGGAUUUUCUUGUGAACUCCUAACAGAGGACACAGCCAUCUGCUAUGGAGAAGAUACCAGUGCUCUCCUUCAAACGAGGCUGGAAAACCAGAGGAACAGGGCUGGCUCCAGUCCACAUUCCUCUCUCAGAAUGAACGAGCCAUUCUUCCAGGGCAGCAGAGACCGGGCUCUGAUCAUCACUGGCUCCUGGCUGAAUGAAAUCCUGCUGGAGAAGAAAAAGAAGAAAAAGAAACUUAAACUGAAAUUCCCCAGAACAGCAGAAGAGAAGAAAAAACAAACUGAGAAAAGGAGAAGGGCAGAGGCCUACAAGGAGCAGCAGCAGAAGAACUUUGUUGAUCUGGCCUGCGAGUGCAGGGCUGUGAUUUGCUGCCGUGUGACACCCAAGCAGAAGGCCAUGGUGGUGGACCUGGUGAAGAAGUACAAGAAGGCCAUCACCCUGGCCAUCGGGGACGGGGCCAAUGAUGUGAACAUGAUCAAAACUGCCCACAUUGGAGUUGGGAUCAGUGGCCAGGAGGGCAUGCAGGCUGUCAUGUCGAGUGACUACUCCUUCGCGCAGUUCCGCUACCUCCAGCGGCUGCUGCUGGUCCACGGGCGCUGGUCCUACAUCAGGAUGUGCAAGUUCCUGAGAUACUUCUUCUACAAAAACUUCGCUUUCACGCUGGUCCACAUCUGGUACUCGUUCUUCAAUGGCUUCUCUGCCCAGACAGCCUACGAGGACUGGUUCAUCACAGUGUACAACGUGCUGUACUCCAGCCUCCCAGUCCUGCUCGUUGGCUUGUUCGACCAGGAUGUGAGUGACAAACUGAGCCUUCGGUUCCCCAGACUUUAUGUUUUGGGUCAGAGAGAUUUACUUUUCAACUACAAGAAGUUCUUUAUAAGUUUGCUCCAUGGAGCUGUAACUUCACUGAUCAUCUUCUUCAUCCCGUAUGGAGCCUACCUUAUAUCUAUGGGACAAGAUGGAGAAGGCCCUGCAGAUUAUCAGUCCUUUGCUGUCACAGCAGCAUCCUCUUUGAUAUUUGUGGUCAAUUUUCAGAUUGGCCUGGAUAUGUCUUACUGGACUUUUGUUAAUGCUUUUUCAGUAUUUGGGAGUAUUGCAGUUUACUUUGGGCUCACAUUUGACUUUCACAGUGCUGGAAUCCAUGUUCUCUUCCCUUCUGUCUUUCAUUUCACAGGAGCUGCUCCGAAUGCUCUGCGGCAGCCAUACCUUUGGCUUACCAUGAUUUUAACCAUUGCCAUUUGCUUACUGCCUGUAGUGGCACAGCGCUUUCUGUGCAUGACAAUCUGGCCUUCAGAGAGCGAUAAAAUCCAGAGGAACCGUCGGAAGUACCUGCUGGAGGAGCAGCAGUGGAAGCGGCGGCAGAGCGCGUUCCGCCGCGGCGUGUCCGCCCGCCGCUCCGCCUACGCCUUCUCGCACCAGCGCGGCUACGCCGACCUGAUCGCCUCGGGGCGCAGCAUCCGCAAGCGGCGCGCCCCGCUGGACGCCGUGCUGGCCGCGCCGGCCGCCGGGGACACCGGGGACACCGGGGACACCAGGGACACCAGCUGA